AUGAAUCAAGGACUUUCUGUGGAUGAACAGAUGUGUUCUACUAAAAUAGGGCAUUUUUUAAAACAGUAUCUGCCUAAGAAGCCCCAUAAAUGGGGCUUCAAAUUAUAUGUUCUCUGUGAUUUGAUGGGAUAUGCCCACAAGUUUGAGGUAUAUUCUGGACAAGAGAAUACAGAGAAACUCCCAGAUGAACCAGAUCUUGCUAAAUCAGGAAUUCACACAGUGGGAACUGUGCAACAAAACAGGAUACCAAAUAAUAAACUUCCAGAGAAGAAAAAUUUCAUGAAAAAAUCUGUGCUUAGAGGUAGUUUUGAGAAAAGAGUGUCUGUGCAUGAUGGUAUAGAUUUGAGUUGUGUUGCUUGGAAAGAUAAUAAGAUAGUAACCCUGUUAUCUUCUUAUUCUGAAGCAUUGCCUGUAACUAAAGUCAAUAGAUUUGACAGGAUAACAAAAGGAAAAAUUGAUAUUACUUGCCCGUUUAUUGUCCAUCAGUACAAUAAACAUAUGGGAGGAGUAGAUCUCAUGGAUAGCUUUUUGGGCAGAAAUCAUAUAAAAAUGAGAAAUGCUCAAGAAAGAGGUGAACCUAAAAAUAGUCUGCUUACAAUGGGCUAA
Molecule: messenger RNA, 606 nt
Organism: Polistes canadensis
Lineage: Eukaryota; Metazoa; Arthropoda; Insecta; Hymenoptera; Vespidae
Exons: 3
Coding region: 1-606 (201 amino acids)
Source: RefSeq, a predicted model, not a curated record